AUGGAGCGCCACUGGGAGAACAUAGACCUAGCCAAGAGGGUCAACACCUUCCCCGACCCCAUGCUAGACCCGGACGGCCACAGAACCGCCAUGGCGGGCCUCUACACCGUGGUGUGGCCCGCACCCGACGGCUCCGAGACGGCGCUGGGCUACAUGAGGCGUGACAUCUACGACCGCCUGCUGCGGGUGCCCGAGGCGCUCCGGGGCCAGACGCGCCUCGACGCCGCCCGCGGCACCGUCUCGGUCUUCCGGUGGCCGGGCGAGGAGCCCCUGGACGAGCCCGAGCGCACGCGCCGCGUCGCCGCCGUGGCGCAGCACCUGCGCGAGGCCGCCGCCUUUCCCAUCCUGGUCAAGGGGUGGCGGGACGAGCUGUGGCCCGUCUUCGGCCCCGGCGGCAUGAACAACAACAACAAUGACGGCGAGCUCGUCUUCAGCAUGGAGCGCGCGGCGCUCGGCCUGGUGGGCAGCAUGCGGUACGGGGUGCACGUCAACGCGUACGUGGUGGCGCCCGAGGCGCCGCACGGCAUCCGCGUGUGGGUGCCGACGCGGGCGGCGACCAAGUCGUCGUUCCCCGGCAUGCUCGACAACGCCGUGGCGGGCGGGCUGAUGACGGGCGAGGACCCGUUCGAGUGCAUGGUGCGCGAGGCCGACGAGGAGGCGUCGCUUCCCGGGCAAGUGGUGCGCGCCAACGCGAGGGCGGCGGGCGCCAUCACCUACGUCUACGUCACGGACGCGCGGUCGGGCGAGGAGGGGCACGUGUACCCGGAGUGCGAGUGGGUGUUCGAUUUGGAGCUACCCGAGGGGACCACGCCGCGGCCCAAGGACGGCGAGGUCGAGAGCUUCGCCCUCAUGGACGUGCCCGACGUCCAGGCCAACCUGGCCGCCGGCCGCUUCAAGCCCAACUGCGCCGGCGUCACGCUCGACUUCUUCAUGCGCCGCGGCAUCAUCAACAGGAGCAACGAGCCCUGCUACGACGACAUCGUCCGGCACCUGCACAGGGUCAUUCCCUUCCCUGGGCCUCACCACCGCGCCGUGGCCGAGUUGGCUGGUCAAACCACACAGACGUGA
Molecule: messenger RNA, 1068 nt
Organism: Gaeumannomyces tritici R3-111a-1
Lineage: Eukaryota; Fungi; Ascomycota; Sordariomycetes; Magnaporthales; Magnaporthaceae
Exons: 2
Coding region: 1-1068 (355 amino acids)
Molecular function (GO): 8-oxo-dGDP phosphatase activity
Source: RefSeq, a predicted model, not a curated record